CUUAUGAUCAGUACCACCACCACUACCACCACCCCCUGAGACCUUCUCCUUUCGCCGUUUAUCUGACCGAACUUAACUCACAAUCCCAAUCAUCUCGAUGGUAUAAGGGCCAAAAUAUCAAUUCUUGAUUACGUGAGAUAUCAGUUUGUUUCAGCUCAUCAAGGUCAAUCAAGGUGUUCGCGCAACAUUGAAAAAUGACUCCGGCACGACGAGGCGUAGCACCUGUGAAACCGUAAGCGUGCCUAAGUCCCCAAAUUGGAAUUCUACCUUCCGGCAAAUCAGAUCCAUCUGUGGUUAACGGGUGAGAUCGAGACAUAAUCGUAGGUCUUGGUACCUUGGGAAAAGGCCUUUGGUGACGGCAUUGCUCGCUAUGCCGUUGGUAAUUUCAUGUGACCGACAGGGGGAGGAGCGGCUAUGUAAUAUCCAUGACGAUUGGCAUUAAAAAAAGAAAAUAAUAAAAACCAAAAGGAGCCCUAGCCACUCGAUCCUUUCCUCCUUACAUUCACAUUUCAGUGGCGCAAAAUCAUUCGAGCUAUAUCUCCAUCACAGAAUAAACGCAUGUCUUGAACUUCUGCCAUGGCGACAAGCCCUGACUGGUUAUGUGGUUGAUCAAUUGCCAAUCAAUAGAUCUCGAAGAGUUCGUGAAAGAUGUGCCCCCUUACGCGAUCCUGUCCCACACCUGGGGCAAUAAGGAGGUGACCUUCACCGACAUGAGCAAUCGAGAUAGAGCAUCCAAAGAGGAAGGUUACCAAAAGAUCAAGGCUACUUGCAGAGUCGCAUUGGAACACGAUCUCAAGUAUGCUUGGGUGGAUACGUGUUGUAUCGAUAAGUCCAGCAGCGCCGAGCUGUCGGAAGCUAUCAAUUCCAUGUUCGCAUGGUAUAAGAAUGCUACCGUCUGUUUUGUCUGGCUGUGCGACUUUACCUGCUUCUCGGACGAGACGCUGGCCGAGGCCAUAACGUCAUUCGAAUCUCGGGAGGCCCUGGAUGCGAAGGGGGGAGGAUUCUACGGAGAUCCUCCUCAACAGACGGUCGCAGAGAUCGACUUGCGAAAUAGAGUCAAGAAGGGCCUCGGCAACUGUAAAUGGUUCUCCCGCGGCUGGACGUUGCAAGAGCUGAUUGCGCCGAGUCGAAUUAACUUUUACGACAAAGAAUGGAAUUACUUUGGUUCGAAGCUUGAGCUGGCUCCUGUUCUCUCGUGGAUUACCGGCGUCGACACGGGCGUCCUAAGAGGUAGGCCUCUCGACGAAGUCUUAGUUGGCCGUCGCAUGUCCUGGGCAUCAACCCGUACGACGACAAGGGUAGAGGAUAUUGCGUAUUGCCUGCUUGGCAUCUUUGAUAUCAACAUGCCACUGCUAUACGGCGAAGGCAAGAAAGCCUUCAUCCGGCUGCAAGAAGAAAUUAUCAGGUCCAGUCAUGACCUUUCAAUAUUUGCCUGGAAGGCCGAUGUGAGUGACCUGCGUCGUUUCCGCGGGUUGAUGGCCAACUCCCCAGCCGAGUUCAAGGGUUGCCAGAGACUUGUGAAGCCGUCGUUCGAGUGGAAUAAUGGGGGUGAGUAUGGACUCACCAGUCGUGGUCUACGCACGGAUGGCUUGGUUAGGAUUGGCCGAGGAGAAGCGGGUCAGGCGGGCAGCUAUUUCAUGUCGCUAGGCUGCGUCGACGAACGCCAGAAGAAGCUUGUCUUAGCCAUCUCGCUGCGGCAAUACGGCCCCGGCCUCUUUGCUAGGAGGAAGCCUUGGCCUAUGAUCACAGUCUUCGACUUGAACGUAUACUCGGCAGCAAAGCUCGCUCAUCCGCAAUAUAUAUGUUGCAAGGAUAGCCCUUCUCUGGAAAAUACAGUGAUGAACAGCCGCAUCAAUGCGAUCCAGAUUAAGUUCACGGAUUCUAUCUUCGACGUCGACAGUGUCACAGCUUUUCCGCAAGCUGACUGGGACUUGAGGAAUUCCAUAUUACUUAGCUUUCAGCGCCCGUAUUAUUGGGGCUUGUGGAAAGUAAAGGUCAGAGAUAGCGAUGAUGGCAUCAGCAUUGUCUGCGUACGGUCAUCCGGGUGGCUUCUCUACGGGAUCUUCGCCUCAAAUCAGAUCCCUUCUACUCUCACUCGAGAUGACCUCCUUCCAUCGCAUGUCGAAGAUAUCUUACAGCGAUUACCUGACCGGACGACGACAGAAUGUUCAGGGUUUAUUCACACGGUCAAAGAUGUCCAUCUUGACCUCGGGGAGACAGGCAUAGAGAUUCCGGCCACGCUGCUUCAAGUAAACAGCGUCGAGAGCAAGCAUUCGAAGCAAGGUCGCUCUAGGAUAAAACUCGUGCAAAGCUUCUUCAAGAAGAGUAAAUCAAUGUAAGUUAACCCUAUCGAAUGUUAUAUUUUGGGAUGAAUUUUGGAGGAUUAGUCUAUAAAUGUAUAAAUGCCACUGUACAUAUUACUCUACCUAUAUGGGCAUGAACUGUAAGAAACAUCCACCCAUCGAAAGUAUAAUAGAUCAGAUAUAAGGUUAUGCUUUCGCAGCAUUUUAAACUCAAUACCCACUGCACCCUGUACCUAGGUACGUACCUAGGUGGUUAACCAAAUAAACCUACC
This is a messenger RNA of Annulohypoxylon truncatum, 2575 nucleotides long. RefSeq names its product HET-domain-containing protein. The transcript has a single exon. Bases 600 to 2339 code for a protein of 579 amino acids. The record is from RefSeq and is a predicted model, not a curated record. NCBI's taxonomy places the organism in Eukaryota, Fungi, Ascomycota, Sordariomycetes, Xylariales, Hypoxylaceae.